Xiphias gladius (swordfish) is the source of this 4132-nucleotide messenger RNA. RefSeq names its product XK-related protein 8-like. Gene Ontology annotation, biological process: apoptotic process involved in development; phosphatidylserine exposure on apoptotic cell surface; engulfment of apoptotic cell. The record is from RefSeq and is a predicted model, not a curated record. Bases 362 to 1930 code for a protein of 522 amino acids. Gene Ontology annotation, cellular component: plasma membrane. The transcript is spliced from 6 exons. Lineage: Eukaryota; Metazoa; Chordata; Actinopteri; Istiophoriformes; Xiphiidae.
CGCGGUGGGCGGGGUUAACAACAGCAGAGACAGGAUUCAUUACAAAUACACCAGCUGCUCUCUUCUGUGGCAGUUAUUUUUACCAAUUCAGGCUAAGGCUUGUUUCCACCAACAAUGCCGGCUACGUUUUAAUAAUACUUUGGUGGGGAGAGUUGACACUAUUGCUCAAAUUUAAAAGUCUAGGCAACUUUUUACCCUCAAUGGGCUGAAGAAUGUGGAGUCAGUUUCGGAGGGAAAUAACGGUACAGGACGUUAGCUGAAUGUUAGCUUCACAGCAACAGACUGGGGCUCGGACGUGUGGGUGGCCACCGAGUUUUACGGCCGCGGGGAUUUUUUCUGGUUCGGGUUGCUGGUCGGCCUCAUGGUCCUGUCCUCGGUCGUGGUCCAGAUGUUCAGCUGGUUCUGGUUCAAGUACGACCGAGAGCUGCCGGGGUUCGGCGCUCAGACCGGAGCGGGAGCCGUGCUCUUUGGGGACCAAGUGAAGCUCUCCUGCGUGUUACAUGUGCUGCAGCUGGGCUUCCUCUGCAGGCACAUCUCCGCCAUCCGCCAAGGCUUCAAGGUUUGGUGGCGGAAAGAGGAAGGGUCAGAGUACGCCAUUUACCUGACACAUGACCUCAGCAUGCUCAGACUUAUCGAGACGUUCUGUGAGAGCGCUCCUCAGCUGACCCUGAUGAUCUAUGUCAUGCUGCACACCAACAAGGCCAGGACCGUUCAGUUUGUGAGUAUUGCCGCAUCAACCACCUCCAUAGCCUGGAUGGUGGUUGAUUACCACCGCUCCCUGCGCUCCUUCCUCCCAGACAAAGCCAAGCAGGGCUGGGGCUCCUCCUUUAUCUACUUCCUGUGGAAUCUGCUGCUGAUCGCCCCGCGUGUUGCAGCCCUCGCCUUGUUUGCCUCUGUCCUGCCCAGGCAUGCAGGCGUCCUGGAGAUGUCUCUACGCACCUUCUUCACAAAGUGCCACGACCCCGAGGGUUUCGCAGUGUUCCUGAGCCACGACCUCAGCCUGCUGCGGCUCGUGGAGACGUUUUCCGAGAGCACCCCGCAACUCGUCCUCAUGCUCACCAUCAUUCUGCAGCGGCACCAGUUGGACCCGGUGACAGUGUCGAAGGCCGUCGGUUCAUUCUCAGCCGUCGCCUUCAGUGUGACCACGUACCACCGCUCCCUACGCUCCUUCCUGCCCGACAAGGAAAACCAGCAGAUCACCUCAUCGGUGGUCUACUUUUUCUCGUACCUGUUUCUCAUCUCGUCCCGCGUCACUGCCCUCGCCCUCUUUGCCUCUGUUCUGCCCUGCUUCAUCUUCACCCACUUUUUUUGCUCUUGGCUGGUUUUAGUCUUCUUCGCCUGGCGGUCCAAGGGCGACUUCAUGGAGAGCCCUGGUGGAGAAUGGCUCUACCGAGCCACUGUAGGCCUCAUUUGGUAUUUUGCAUGGUUUAAUGUGGUCAAGGGGAGGACGAGGUACAAGCUUCUGCUCUACCAUUUGUACAUGCUGGCUGAUAUUUCCAUUGUCUGCGGCUAUUGGUGCUGGAAGAUGUGCACAGAACCGUCUUAUUUUGAAAUCCCACACUUGUAUGCUAUAAUCGCUUCGGUCAGUAUUGUUGCUGUUUACAUCCUCGGUCUCUUAUUUAAAAUAAUGUAUUAUAAGUUCUGCCAUCCAAACCUUGGCAAAAAUCAGUUGAAAGAGGUCAAGACCAAUAUGUCCCAAACUGGAGUGGGACUAACUACCAGUAAAUCGGUUUCUGGAGAUGAGGUGGACUUGGCUGUGAUCAUGAGCGGGGUCUCAGAAGCUACAUACGACUUUGUUCCUCAGAUUAAUAUCCUGAGGGAGCAAAGCGACACAGAUGUCACGGAUGGCAGCUGGCCAAGCCCACCUGCACCCGGCAUUCAACGCUGCAACAAAAGAAUGAGGAAGUUAGCCGAGAACUUCUACUCCUGACCUGCAUCACUUGACGUCCACAGGACAAGUUUAGAAAGAGACUGAGUCAUGCCGACAUCUGUCAACGUGCCUACUUAAACAAGAUCAUGAGGCUGUGCGGGAUUGAGGAAUAUCAUCUGCUCUCUAACCACCGUACAAUCUCGUUAGACGGGUCGAGAGUCGAGAUAGCUUUAUUCUAUACUUCUUGCAAUGUAUUAACUGGUGCUAUCUACGCAAGCAUGUGAAACUCCCAAUCUUUAUUUAAUCUGUUGUCUGUGUAAAGGAUAGGUUCACAAUUUUUUUUUAAUCUGCCUUAAAACAAUACUCAUAGGCCCACAUGUACAUUAUUUUACUUAUUUAAUUUUACUAUUUAUUUUUGUUAAUUACUCCUCCUGCUCAUCAAGAGUUUAAGGCACUGUAAGAAAGUUAUUGUUGUGGGGAGGGUGGCUGAACUUUAUGGUUUAAAUUAUUAUUAUUAUUAUUAUUUUUUUUAAAGCAAGACCCUCCCAAGCUUAGUUAAAAUUUCCAAGUGACCCUCCCUUUGACUUAGCAAAUCUGCAACACCAAUGUCUCAAAAUAACAGAACAGCAUUGAAUCGAUGAAACUUUAACCAUGAAAACGUAAGAUAACCAAAGAAUUUAAAAUGUUGUACCAUUUUAAAUCGACUUAGUAUGUUGAUGGAGCAAUAAUUUUCACAAUGUCCAACAAAUUGCACACUAGAAAAUAUGGCAAACAAUAGAUAUCCUGCCACUGUAUCUGUGAACUAAGCGCUACCAGCCGAACAUUUACACCAUGAAACUGUCAGUGACUUAAUCCCCUUUCAGACAUGUACGUUAACCUGAUACGUUACAAUAUGACCGCAACCUAACGUGUCGACAAUUUAACAGCCUCGAGUUACUUUUACAGUCACGGCGGCGACCUUAUCAGGUCAGACCGUGUAACAUUUCCGUAUCGAGUCUGAACUGAGUGAGGCAGAUUUACGCGAGGACCACGGCCGCACAAGAUUAAACUUUUAGAGAAAGAGAGGAGCGCAGGUGCUAGUCAGCCAUCUAAGGUCGCUGUAAUACAUGCUUCAUCUCAAUCUGCAUCUCUUAUGCACAAAGAAAAUAAAAUGUGUUGAAUUAACUAUAAACCACACUGAAAGAUCUGUUUUCCCUUGGGGCGCAACCGGGUCAAAAGAGGUUAAAAAAAACAAAAAACAACCCUUGUACAACCACAGUAAUAAUCUGAGGAGGACUCUCUCUCUAUAUGUUCAAUCUAUUCGUGGCAUCGCCAUGAUUAACGUACAGCGAAAUGCUUUACAUACAGCACGUAAGGGAUUCAAUCAGUCCAAACUUAACGUCUUUCCAUCCCAUGCUUCUGCACUGUCGGAUAUUAUAGUCUCUAAUAAGGUUAAAUGACGAAACAGAAGAGAAAAUGUGUGAACGGAUUCACUUUGAGAAGCGGGGGAUGAGCGUCACCCGAGUUCACGAUACCCAUGAAGGGUUCAAGGACAAAAUAAGGUCCAAGAUCCAUCGGCGAUGCAGCCUGUGAACCAACACACACAAACGAAAGGCUUCCUCCCCCUUAUCACAGCGUUUUUAACUCGCAACUGAAUGACGAAAAGCUUUUACUUAGACAGAUGAAGCCAGCAAUGUUACGCAGUCUGAGUCUGAAAAGAGCUUUAAUGCACCAGGCACCGGGGAAUUUAAGGCAGAUUAGGGGACGGAAGGAAUAAGAUAUCUUUUUUAAAUUUUUGCCCCCCUUUCUCCUACCUUAAUACUUUUGUACAAGUCUCUAACCAAAACUGAGGCCUCAGCAAUCACGGGUAGUCAAAUGAGGAUCUUCAGUAGUUACAGUAUUUUUAGUACUAAAUCUUUGUUCUGCCCUGUGGCUCGGCAAAGACACACUGUCCAGGUAAACGCAAUUUCCAGUGGGAAACUUGAUGGGACUUCAGAUAAACUCAACAAUUCAUUUUUGCAUUCGUACAUUUCAGUAGCAUUGGGACGGGAUCUCUUAGGCCUGUUUGGACAGGGAGGGGAACAAUUACAGCAACUUUUUCAAUGUACAUAUUGACAAGUGAGUACUGUAUCAGAUAAACCUAUCCUUUAACCGCUGCUGCUGUUCAUGAUUCCUCCAGUAUGGCAACAUUCCUGAUUUAUUGGAAGAUCUUAUCCAUACUAGAUAUGUUUAUCUCAAUCUUGUCUUAUUGUAUUUUUUUUAAACCUUUUACAGUAAUAAAUA